Messenger RNA from Chelmon rostratus (copperband butterflyfish), 1507 nucleotides. RefSeq names its product regulator of cell cycle (gene rgcc). Gene Ontology annotation, biological process: regulation of cell cycle. The transcript has 5 exons. Lineage: Eukaryota; Metazoa; Chordata; Actinopteri; Chaetodontiformes; Chaetodontidae. The record is from RefSeq and is a predicted model, not a curated record. Bases 114 to 494 code for a protein of 126 amino acids.
UCUAAGGCUUCAGUGUCGCUCACAGGGGGACAGACCAGGACUUCUCUCUGUGUGUAUAUAACACAGACAUUUCAGGACUGUACUGGAUCAUCUCAAACCCGAUUACUGGAAUAAUGAAGUCUCCAAAAUUGAAACCUCAGGCGAAGUUUGCCAACGAGGAGGAUCUGAACGACGUGCUGUGUGAGUUCGACGCGGUGAUCGAAGACUUCACGUCGCCGGUGGAGAAGCGACACUUCAGGUACGAUGAACACCUGAAGACCGUGAAGAGGAGGAGCUGCGCCAGCGUCAGCGACAGCGGCAUCAGCGACUCCGAGAGUGCAGAAUCACUCAACAGAAACAGUUUCAGCUUCAGUGAUGAGAGGCUGAACUCCCCCACUGUGCUCUCAACUACCACCAACUCACCUCCUUUUUUGUCACCAAAACCCAAACUUGGCGACACUAAAGAACUGGAAGACUUCAUUGCCGAUCUUGACAAGACAUUAGAGAGCAUGUGACAAGGAGGCUAAAAGUCAUCCUGGAGUGAAAUCCUGAGGGAGUGGAUGGCUGCGACCCCCCCCCCCCCCCCCCCCCCCCCCCACACACACACACACACCAAAAACCACCCACUAUGAUACAGCUGGAUGGCACAGGAACUGCCAAGCAGCUUUAACACGGCAUCAGGUCUAGCAAGCAAACUGCUGAAGUUAGUGCUCUUCUGACUCAAGGCCACCUGGCUACUGGGCUGUAAGGUCUGCAAGUAGGGUCAAACUUGCAUCAUAGGGAACUUAAGGACGAGAAUACUUCAGCACGAGGUAAUGGAUUACAUGAAAUGUUGUGAGCAUGGAAUAUAUGCUGCCAAGAGUAACUGGAACAUUUAAUGUCAGAGUCACAAAUUGCCCCACAACACAGACGAGGUUACACUCCCUCAUCCAAAACUUGAGCUGGAAGAGUAUUUAAGAUAGCUUUUUACAAUAGAAAUAUAUUUGUAAUUUUAUAGAGCUCCUCAUUGUCUUUUUUGUGAAAUAUAUUUUUGUAUCUUAUGUAAAUAAUAAUUGUUUCAAAUUAUAUUUGCCUUGGUAUUAACAGAACAUUCAGAUUAAGUUUUGACGCUCAUUGACUGGAAUAAAGUUGAUUACGUACUUAAAUGUGAACUGAAAACUUAAUCCAUUCUGAUUAAAAUGGAAAGUAAUAUGUGUAUUUAAUACAGCUAAUGCCUGCCAGAGUUAAUAUUAAAGUAUUAAAUAUUUUUCUUUUACUAACACAUGCCUCCUCUCUUCAUUUUGGACUUGAAACGUCUGCUUCUCUGGGCUUCUGUCACAUUGUUUCAGUACCGUAACUCCAAUCUGAAUUUAAUGUGCUGUUCUGUUCAUCUUAAAAUGCUCUGUGGGUCUUGUUAUUUUGCUUUCUCUCUCUAACCAUUAUAGGCUGCCUAUAUGUACACUCUGCUGUGUAGAGUCUAAAGCUAAACCAAAUAGCAUAUUUCACAUUGAAUUAUCAUCCUUGUUAGAGUCCUUAUACCUUCACUAUG